Molecule: messenger RNA, 3201 nt
Organism: Nymphalis io (European peacock)
Lineage: Eukaryota; Metazoa; Arthropoda; Insecta; Lepidoptera; Nymphalidae
Exons: 10
Coding region: 101-2638 (845 amino acids)
Source: RefSeq, a predicted model, not a curated record
AAUAUGAUUCUGAUAAACGUAUUAUCAUAUAAAUCCUCAGUAUAGUUUCACGCACGGAACGUAACAGACGUGUGCGCGCGCGCAGUGCAGUGUAAUAACAAUGAUUAGACUCUGGAUUUGCCUGGCUUUAAUAGCCAUAUCGGGAUGUAGAGGUCUCUCUUACGAUAACGAUGGCUGGUAUGAUGAUUACUGGUAUGAUGACGUAAUAGACAAAUCUUUUGAUGAUGAUAUCAAAGAUCCAACUAAAAGCACAGCUAUAGAAAAUGAUGCUUUGACAAAGACAUCCCCAAUCUAUGCCGAUGAAGAUAUUAUUGCUGAGAAUAAGGCAUAUAGUGAUGAACAUAGUAUCAAAUCUGAAGGCAACUUUGAUGCUAUAAGUGACUAUCAGUUUGAAGAUAAUAGGUCGGAUCUAGGAGAAGAAAAUUUUAAAAACGAUGCUAAAACGACAUUGACUGAUUACGAUAAUACCGAUGGUAAAAAGGAAACUUCGAAUGAUUCCUCUGAAAAAAUAAAUAACGAUCAAACAUUACUACCAACUACCGUCACUGAUAAAGAGAACGAAGAAUUAGACUAUUCAGUUAAAACUCCUAAACACAUAACGGAAACAUAUGAUGAUUUAGCAUAUUCAAGCAAUGCCAGUGAGAAAAAGAUUAUUGAAGAAACAAAAACCAUUUUAACUGAAGAUACAGGUAAUGAUUUUGAAGACUUUAAGUCUGAUGAAAAAAAUAAAGAAACUGACCUCAAUGAAAUUAUUGAAGAAACUAGUAAACUAUUAGAAGAUACUCCAGAUUCACUUGAGGAGGGUGAGCUUAUUGAAGACGAUUUCAAUAUUGGUGGUCAAGAUAUUGAUAAUGAAUCAAAGUCUCUUGAGGAUACAAGUAAGCAAACUCAAGAAACUACUGACGAAGAUACAGUAGACAAAGCUUUUAAUGACUUAAUGUCUGAUAUUGAUAGACUUCAUGAAACAUGGAGCAAAUUAAAAGAUUACGACGAUGAAAAUGUACAAUCUUCAGAAAGUGAAGAAGACGGAUCUUAUGAUUAUGAAGAAAUUGAUGAUGAAAACUUAGAACAAAUAUUCGAUAAUGGUCACGAAACUAAAACAGAAAAAGCACGUGAAGAAAAAGAAAGUGUUGAAGAAAAUGAAUCUGAAAAAUCGACUCCCGUAACACAGACAGUAAAUAAAAUGUCUGAUCCAAUACUUUAUCUUAAUGAUGCGUUAAUGGCCAGUGAAGCUGAAAAUAGAAACUUAGUAACAAUUGGAAGUAAUGAAAAAGCUCCUACUACUGCCACACCUGAAAGCAACAAAAAUACUACAACACAAAAAGUGCCCGUUUUAAGAACAGCAGAGAAAAUAGAAGGUUUAGACAAUCCAGAACAAUUAAAUAACCUGUCUAGUGCGGAAGUGCAUGAACUGAUGCAAGAAUUUCAUUCAAAAUAUGGAGAAGAAAUAAUAAAUGCAUCCUUUUAUUCGGAAGAAGCAUACUACGUCACACUCACGGUUGAUAAACCUGUAGUCAUAACAUCACCAAAUUAUCCGGAUCACUACCCAACGAAUAAAACCAUAGACUGGAUUGUCUCAGGCGAUGGUAUGGGAAUCGAAUUAAAUGUAACCGACUUCGCGAUCAACGGUCACGUUGGUGACUACCUACUUAUAAAACCAGGAAGAGUUGACGAGAAAGGUUCUGAGGGUCUACUCUUCUCAUACGUACUGCGUUCGGAGAGACGGUACCGUUUCCUGGACGUCGACAAAAUGUUUAUACGAUUCGAAGCAAAGCAAGCUAUGCAGUUUUUGAGAGGUUUCCGCUUAAGCUUACGUAUGGUUGUCCCAAGACCUGGAGCUCCUGUACCAGAGCCAGAGCCCCAACCGGAACCAGCACCAACGCCAGUAGCCACUUUCACCUUGAAUUUAGGUGGCGUUACGUUUGAUGACUUCAUUAGAAUCGAGGAGCAGUUCAGGCUGAUCAUCGCUGAUAUGGCUACUUUGUACAUAAAUACAAACAAAAUCGACCCUGGCAUUAACACCACAAUAGAAACGACACAAAUAACAAGCAAAGCGCUUUGCUUCCACAACUGGCCAAAAUUCGAGCUUUGCACUGAAGUCAGAUUCGGAGUGCCCAUCGUGUAUGAUGUCAAUGAUGUCGAAGAUGAGGAUGAAGAAAGAGAACCGAGGUUAAACGAAGAAGACUUGAGGAGCAUGUGGGAAACUUAUUCACAACGCGACCCCUUCGCAGUUAGACUCAGAGUGUUAGGAAUAACGGAGUAUCAAGUCCCCAACGACCGCGGCACGCUGAUCGUGUGGCUCGUCAUCGCCGGAGGUGUCGUCAUCUCCAUGGCGAUGCUGGCCUUUGCACUUUGGAGAUUCAGCUGCUUCGCGGAUUACACUAGAAUGCCAUCAUUCAGCGACACAGACAGCGUGAAAGAGAAGCGUAAUCUGGAUCUGUACCCCACACCGCACCAGACUCUGCCUCCUCUCUACUCCGAGACCGACUACAAGUGGGCUGAUGCCAAAUACGAUGACUCUACUAAAGUAGACGUAGGCGGUUACUCCAAUGGGAGUUACAUGCAUAAUGACAUCUAUGAUAUUGACUCUGACGAGGACGCGAUGAAGCCUAGCGAUAGGUACACAACAGACGUGUAGCCGUAACUCAUAUGUUUAUAUAUAAUCGAAAUUCCGGCAUCAGCCCACGUGACAUAUACAGUGUUUAAGCGAUACCGAAGGGCGAAGUUAUGCUUUUUAUAGCUAUUAUUCGAGGCUUAGACUAUGAUAUUGUGAUUUUUAACCAUUUGUUGUAUGAACUCCUGUUUGCUUUAUCAUUUUUAAUCUGUUGAAAUAUAUUUUAACUUCCUUAAGAAUAUUACUCAACGAACAAAUUGAAUAUUAUUAAUUACGUGAUAUUAAAACUUAUUUACAAAAAUAUGUCUACUAAAAUAUUAUUUACAUAAUAUAGUAUAUAUAUAUAUAUUAAAAAUGAAGUAAUGCAAAUAGGAGUUUUUUAAUAUAUUAAGCCUAAGCUACAUAGGUGUUGUAUACAAUAUAGUGUAUAACUUAUACAUAAUUAUACAUAGUGAAAAGACUAGCUGGUAUACUUACCUAUUGUUGUGAUUUUUAUUAAAAUAAAAUUAUAGAUUUUAACGUACGUUAUAAAUUAUUUUAAAUUCUUCUAUAAAUUAUAUUGGUAAUAAAUGGUUGUAUUUUUAUUU